Molecule: messenger RNA, 2050 nt
Organism: Paramormyrops kingsleyae
Lineage: Eukaryota; Metazoa; Chordata; Actinopteri; Osteoglossiformes; Mormyridae
Gene: eif2d
Product: eukaryotic translation initiation factor 2D
Biological process (GO): translational initiation; formation of translation preinitiation complex
Molecular function (GO): RNA binding; translation initiation factor activity
Source: RefSeq, a predicted model, not a curated record
UGUUACGCAAAGGCAGCGGCUCAUAAGGCAUUGAAGUGUUGUAAGGGCAAAAUUGUAUUUUGCUUGCAUUUGUUGUCGUAUCCGUUUGCCAUUUGGAUUUGGAAUUCAAGCUUUUUCAUCAGGAAUUGUUUCAGAGCUUUCGGAAGAGGUGACCUGGUGUGUCACGCAAUCCAACGCUAGGAUGUUUGCUAAGCCUUUCCGUGUGAAAUCCAACACAGUGAUUAAAGGAUCUGACAGGAGGAAGCUAAGGGCGGAGAUUUCUAACACCUACCCAACACUGUCCGCGGAAGAUCUGUCCGAGCUGGUCCCAAACAAGGAAGAACUGAAUGUGCUUAAGGUGUAUGCACACAAAGGAGAUGCUGUCACAAUAUACGUCCUGCACAGAAACCCCAUAUUCUUUGAACUGGAGAAGUAUAUUUAUCCCACAGUCUAUACUCUUUGGCGCUAUCCUGACAUCCUGCCGGCUUUCAUGACCUGGCCUGCGGUGCUUCAGAAACUAGCAGGAGGGGCAGAUCUCAUGUUGCCUGGUGUGGUGGUGCCCCCAGAGGGACUCCCAGAUGUGAACCAGGGUGACCGCUGUGCCGUAACUGUGGUGAAAAACAGGGCCCCAGUUGCCGUGGGCACCGCCGCCGUUUCCACCUCGGAGAUGUUGGGCUUGGCCAUGAAGGGGAGAGGGGUGUCCAUUCUGCACGCCUACAUGGACAGUCUGUGGGCAUUUGGUGACAAGACAGGACCACCGACUAUUCUGCCCCUGCAUAACAUGGAGUUUGCAGAGGAAGAGUGCACGAGCGGGGGAGAGAUUGAAGAGGAAGCUUCUGCCAGUCAAGACGGGGAUCCAGAAACGGACCCUCCCAGUGACGGUCUGAAAGAGCUCAGUCUUAGUCAGGAAGAAUCAGAGGGGGGGCAGGAGCAGGUGGACGAAGAGGAACAUUUAGAAGACAACAGAACUCCACAGGGUGACUGUGCACCCUCACCACAUGAGCAGAUGGAUGCCCUGCUCGUUCGCUGCUUCCUCCACGCCCUCAAGAGUAAGGUGAAGAAAUCUGAGCUCCCGCUGUUAACCAGCACUUUCCUGCGGAACCACAUGUUCUCCUGCUGUCCUAGUGGGAAGCAGCUAGACAUCAAGAAAUCAAGCUACAAAAAGCUCUCCAAGUUCCUGCAGUCGAUGCAGCAACAGCACCAUGUCGUCCAGGUGAAGGAGCUCAGCAAAGGUGUGGAGAGCAUAGUUGAAGUGGACUGGAAGCAUCCCGAGCUGCGCUCUUUCUGCCCGCCCGAGGAGGGCAUGUCAGAGGACGUUCCCACACAGGAUGCCGGACACUCCGACAUGCCGUAUCACCCUCCCGAGAUCACCCUGCUCUACACUGUGACUGCCCGUCUGGAGCCCCUCUUCCAUGGCUCCCAGAAGAAGAAGGGUGCAGUACUCUCCCCAGGAGAAGUGAGGACCGUUGUGACAGAAUAUGUGAAGAAGAACGAGCUAGUAGAUGAAGAAAACAAGAACUACGUCAACAUCAACCCCACACUCUGCGACUGCUUGCUGGACAAGUUCGAGUACCAGGAGGUGGGGCGACUCAAGUGGGAUGAUCUCUUCUCCAGAACAAUGGAUCGAAUGCAGCAGUGUUACCAGCUGCAGUUCCCAGGUCGGGAACCCGUCAUCAGAAAGGGCCAAAUUGAGCCCAUCGAUAUUUCAGUAGCUUCUAGGGGAUCCAACAAGAAGGUGACAUUGAUGAAGAACCUGGAACUGUACGGAAUUGAUCCGGCAACAGUGGCCGCAGCCUUGCAGCACCGCGUCCAGGCUAGCUCGCUCCUCAGCCCGGUACCGGGUUCCAAAGACAAGGUGUUGGUUCAAAUCCAGGGCAACCAAGUUCAGCACGUCGGAAGCCUGUUGCUAGAUCACUACCAAAUUCCACGUAAAUAUAUCCAAGGACUAGAGAAAGCGCAGAAACCUGGCAAGAAGAAAUAAAUCAUCUGAUCUUAUUUCAUCAAAGACUUGUGAAUGCGAAUUGAUCGUGACCACUGCUGUAGAAAAUAAAGUGUAUUUCAUUUUUGCAAA